AAAUUCAUCAUAACCUCCAAAAAUAUCAAUACAAAGGGAAGUAUGAUUAUAUAGUAAUAUAGAGCUUGCAAUGACUGUGUUUGUGGCAACAAUCGCCUGCACUGACUGUAAGUGAUGUAGGCGAGCGAAGGUUCGCUGGUAAAAAGAAAGUAGUUUCCCGAACCCUGCUCGCGCCGCUACAUAGCUGAAGGACGACUUCUCUCUCCUCGAUGGGUAUGUAGGCCGUGAUAGUGUCGUAGGCUGACCUGGCUUCUGUCUGCAUCUCUCCGCGCUCAUCUGACAGGUUUCAAACGCAAUUAGUAUUUCAAGGAGAAAAUUCAGGAUAUUAUCAGCAAAAUGAGGGAUGGAAACUUAUUGAAGAGGCUAUCAACCAGACUCCUGCAGAGCUCAAAAACCACCAAUAGCCCCACACGAUUAAAAUCGUCAGCCGUGGAAGACUGGACAGCUGUGGAAGAUGAGUACCUGAGUGCCCGCCCCUACACUGAGGUGCCCGGCCCUGCACCGCUUCCUCUGCUGGGAAACUCUUGGCGAUUCAUCCCUCUCAUCGGAGAUUACCGGAUAGAAAACAUUGACCAGGUGUGUUGGCGACUACAUCGGAGGUACGGAAACAUCGUCAAGUUGGCAGGCCUGCUGGGACGACCCGACAUGGUGUUUGUAUUUGAUGCAGAUGAGAUAGAGCGUGUGUUCCGUAGCGAGGAGCUCAUGCCUCAUCGUCCGUCCAUGCCUUCCCUCAACUACUACAAGCAUGUCUUGCGUAAAGACUUCUUCGGCAAGGAUGCUGGAGUCAUUGCUGUCCACGGAGAGCAGUGGUACAGAUUCCGGAGCAAAGUUCAGCAGCCAAUGCUACAGCCCAGAACAGCAAAACUCUACAUUCAGCCCAUUGAAGAGACAGCUGAAGCCUUCAUCGAAAGGGUUCGAUUAAUAAGAAACUCAGAUCAAGAAGUUCCAAAUGAUUUCCUGAAUGAAAUUCAUAAAUGGUCUCUGGAAUCAAUAGCGCGGGUGGCACUGGACGCUAGGCUGGGGUGCCUGGACGACUCAUCCUCUCUGCAGGCCGAGACCCAAGCCCUCAUCGAUGCGAUCAACACUUUCUUCCACAAUGUCGGUGUCCUCGAGCUCAAGAUACCCUUCUGGCGAGUGUUCAAUACUCCAACCUGGCGGAAGUACAUCGGAGCCCUUGACACAAUUACUAACAUAACAAUGAAACACAUAACUGCAGCUAUGGAGAGGCUGCAGCACCAAGGCAAUGUUGAGUGCACUGCACAGUCAUCUCUACUGGAGAGAGUCCUGGCACUACAACCUGACAAUCCUAGACUGGCCUGCAUCUUGGCUCUGGACAUGAUUCUUGUUGGCGUCGAUACAACGUCGGCUGCCGUAGCGUCUAUUCUGUAUAUGCUCAGUCUACAUCCUGACAAACAGCAACGCUUGUAUGCGGAGGUGAGCGAGGCCCUGCCCCCUGGCACCAACCUCACAGCCGAGAGACUGGAGCAGAUGCCUUACCUGCGAGCUGUAAUCAAGGAAACAUUAAGAAUGUAUCCAGUGGUCAUCGGCAAUGGGAGAUGUAUGACUCGAGAUUCUGUUGUAGCUGGAUACCAAAUACCCAAAGGGACACAAAUAGUAUUUCAGCAUUACGUAAUAAGCAAUUCGGAGCGUUACUUUUCUGAGCCUGCAAAGUUCUUGCCAGAGCGAUGGCUGAGACCAAACCGAGUGCAGUGCCACCCCUUCGCUUCACUUCCCUUCGGCUACGGGCGGAGAAUGUGCUUGGGCCGCAGGUUCGCAGACUUGGAGUUACAGACCAUCGUAGCAAAGAUGAUCCGAGCAUUCCAAAUAGAGUAUCACCACAAGAAGUUGGGUUACAGCAUUCAUCCUAUGUACAUGCCAGAUGGCCCUCUCAGAUUCAAAAUGGUGGACCGAAUAUGAAAUGUUUUAAUAUACUGUACUUUCAUGUACC
Messenger RNA from Homalodisca vitripennis (glassy-winged sharpshooter), 1948 nucleotides. RefSeq names its product probable cytochrome P450 301a1, mitochondrial. The record is from RefSeq and is a predicted model, not a curated record. The transcript is spliced from 12 exons. Gene Ontology annotation, molecular function: heme binding; iron ion binding; monooxygenase activity. Bases 337 to 1917 code for a protein of 526 amino acids. Lineage: Eukaryota; Metazoa; Arthropoda; Insecta; Hemiptera; Cicadellidae.